Messenger RNA from Schistosoma mattheei, 7467 nucleotides. The record is from the annotation of a GenBank genome assembly. NCBI's taxonomy places the organism in Eukaryota, Metazoa, Platyhelminthes, Trematoda, Strigeidida, Schistosomatidae.
AUGAAAACUCAGAGUCUUCCGGAACGUCUUGCGGAAUAUUUUGUGAUUUGUGGCUUGCCUAAGAAUCCAAGUACAUAUGACGUUUCCAAGAUCCUUACACAUGCUGAGGAGAUAAUCGCUCCCAAUACUUCGAUUGACUUCACGCGAUUCCCUGAACCUAUUGUUGAUAUUAAGAUUGUUAGUUUAAGAGAGAAAGAAGAAAUACCGGAAGGGUAUACAUGUAUUAAAUACAGUGUCUCUGGAAAACACAAAGCCAACAUCCUUUUGAAUUUUGGAGAGGAGGCUUGUAUAUGUUACCGUAGAGGACGAGAUCAACCAUUUAUAAAAGAUAUCGACACUUUGGGAGAGAAACAAUGCCCUAAAACUAACGCGGUGGUUUUGUCAAGAACUAUUGGAGGUCGUGCUGCGGACUUACCCAGUUCUUUAACGAACCGUUUGUUUUUAUCAUAUCUACGAGGUACUGCCGAGAACAGCAUUGACUGCCUAGCAGUAACUGAUCUAUGUAUUAUCAUUCCGGAAAAACAAGAGACUUGUCCUCCAGCUUACCGACAAGUCACGGAACCUAUAUGUAUAAGUUCAUUCAGAUUAAAAGCCUAUAUUUGUUAUCGCAAGUCACUUGUAAAACAAUGUAUAAUUUCCUACAAACCUGAGGUAUUAUAUUGGUAUAGAGUUCCAAGCGUUGAUUACAAUUUUUCAAAUCCCAGUAUACAUAAUGAAAAUUCGCAGUAUCCCUUGGUUGUUCCUAACAAACCAUCUAGUGACCCUCCUGAAAUGUGUGACCAACUCAACAAUGGGAUGGAUGAUAAAACCUGUUCAGAUUUUACACCAGAAUCUCAAGUUGCUCCAUUAGAUCCGGAUAUAUUUCAAGUAGCCAAUUUCUGUCUUCCAUGGGGUGCAUCAAUUGAAUCAUGGUCUGUGAAUCAAGAUCCACCUGAAGUUAAUUCUUUCACAUUUAUGCUUACAAAUGAAGCUUACCAAAAGCUUUAUGGUGUUGCACUUACUUUCUAUGAACCUUAUAUUGAAGAAUUAGAUCUACAUAAAUGCUACUGUUUAGGAGUUGAUCCAGAGUUAAUUAAUUCCAGAUCUAGUACAGAUUCAGUAAAUCAUGAAUAUGAUCCUAAUGAAGAGGCAAUAGCUAAACGACAACGUCAUUUUUUAGCAUCACGUGUUGGUGAUCGUGUUAUUGGUGUGACGAAAACUCUUUGUAUACUUUCUCGUUGGUCAUUCACUUUACCAUUUUCUAAUUUUUUGGGAUUUCUAUACAGUCGAUGUUUGUUAUCAAGUAGUUUGGAUAAUAUUCCAUUUGAACGGUAUUUAGGUUAUUUCUUAUUUGAAAUUCCUUUUCCUGAUCGAGCAAUACCAAGUAUAUCUGUUGAUCUAUGUGCUGCUCCUAUUCUAAUUCAACGUCCAGAUGACACCAAUGCAUCUUCUUCAAGUUGUGAAUCAUUCUUUCGUCUUUUGGAUAAUUUAAGUGUGGAUUUAAUUAUUCAGUUAUUGGUUCAACUACUUACUGAACAAAAAAUUCUUAUGUCAUCUGUACGACAUUCAGUAUUGAGCGAUAUUGGUGAAGCUCUAAUAUACAUGAUAUUCCCAUUGAAAUGGACAGUUGUAUAUAUUCCAUACAUAUAUAUGGGCUGCAUUCAUGUGAUUCAAUCACCUUCACCAUACUUAAUUGGAAUGGACUCAAGAUUUUUUGACUUUUUCCGUUUACCACCUAAUGGUGGCAUUGCCUAUCUUGACUUGGAUACAAAUAAUUUCAAGCCACCAUUAGCACCGGGUCAACCAAUAUUUGAUUCAAAAGUUCUCCCCAAAAAACCAUUGAAACAGUUAAAAACAAGAUUAUUAGAAUUAAAAGAGAAAAUAUUUCAAAUGAAAAAUACUCGUAAAACAUCAUCUAAAAUGAUACCUAGAAAUAUGAUGUUAGAUUGUAUGUUUUCAACAUCGAAUUCAGAUUUAGCUCAAGAUGAAUUAAUUAAAGUUCGUAAACGUACACAAAUUGGUUCAUGUAUUAAAGAGGCAUUUCUGCAAUUUAUGGUACAUUUAUUGAAAGACUAUCGUUUAUGUCUUGAACCUGUUCGUAAUUCUCAAACGGAUGUUAUGUUUAAUAUUGAACAUUUCUUACGAGAAUGCGCUGAUAAGCAUACAAUACCAUUUUAUCGUGCUUUAUUUGAAACACAACAAUGGAAUAAUUUUGUUCGUGAUCGAAUUUACGCUUCAUCACGUGAUGAAGAAUUAGAUUAUUUCGAUAAUCGUAUUGAAUUAUUGCUGGAAAGUGAAUCGAAAUCUCGACUACAUCCCCAUCAACAUCUUCAUCGUUCUCGUAAUAAUAUUAGUUUAACAACUAUGAGUAAUAUAUUCACAAUUAAACGAUCGGCAUCAUCGUCUCAUGAACAACUGAGCAUUACAAAUAAUCAUAAUAGUAGUAGUAAUAAUCAUUUAAGCUAUGCGGAUCAUAAUAAUCAUUCAGAAGAUCGAUCAGUGUCAAGUAACACAUCGAUCAAAGAUAGAUCGGAUGAAUCGACGGAUUCACAGCUUUCAAGUGAUUUAGGGCUUUUACCUAAUAAUAAGAAUCUGUGUAUAACAGUUAUUAGUCCUCCAUGUUGGCCAGUUCCUGAAUUCGUCGACACACCUCAACUGCAACACUUAUUAUGGACAAAAGAACAUUCACUCGGUUUUUUUCCAACUAAUAUUAAUUCUGCAUUAUUAGACUUAUUAGCUUCAAGAGCAUUUCUUUUAAAAGCUACUUUGUCAAAUAAUUCUAUAAUCACACCAAUGUUUAAUGUUAAUGAUAACCCUGAUAAUUCCAAUCUAAUUACUACAUUGAUAACAUCAGUACCAGAAGAGGUUAAAAAUAAAGAGAAUUGCAUUUCUUUUAAUUCUAUCACCUGUAGUGAUAUGCUUUUAUCACCAACUCCUGUCCACUGUUGGUCAAAAUCCCCAGUAAAUACCAAUAUAUUAGACCAUAAUCCAGAUUCUCGAACACCGACUGGAAUGUCAAUAUUGAUGAUGACAAAACUACAACUUAACACUACUCAAAGAUUUGGUUCAUUAAUGUUAGUAAACAGUCCAUCUCCACUAAUUAUUCGUUCAAAUCGUCCAGAGAAUACGAGUUUAAUUGGUUUGAGUACAAAAUAUUGUUUACCAGUGAAUAAUGCAACUAUUUUAAAGCGUACAUCGCAAGAAUUACGAUAUACGCUAAAUUAUUGUAUUAGCAUUUCAGAAACUGAUGAUUAUACUAAAGUCAAGUAUUUAGCAGGAUCUGCCUAUUCAAUUUGGUUUAUGUUAUUACCAGGUUAUCUAUCUUCUGUGUAUAAAUACUAUACAGAUGAAAUUGACAAUAUAAAUCAUUGUGUGAAUAAAACUGAAAUUGUUAAUGAAUAUCAUAAUGCACAACAACAGAGUGGAAGUACAGGGUGUAAAUUUUUCAAUUCUAUUAUUAGUAACAACAAUAACGAUAAUAAUAAUGGUAAUUAUCUUGAAGUAAUGAAUGUAAUUAAACAAAUUAUAAUACAAUCGUUUGGUGUAUACAAGAGAAUACACGACUAUGAACUUGAAGUUCCUGAUCAGGUUGCUUUACGAAUAUUGUUAGUGUUAUUGUAUCAAAAUCGUAUUGAAGAUUUCGAUUUACUGAAGUUCAUUAAUUCAGUAGACUGGUCAUCAUCGUCAUCUGGAAUUGCGAAUCAUAUUUACAAAGCAUUUGAGAAAGAGCUGAGAGAACACGAAAGAUUGGAAAACGAACGUUUGAUGUCCACAUCUAAACAUCAUAGUCAUCGUCGUUCGGCUUCUGCCGAUACUGAACUGAAUCCAUCUACACAAAUGAAUAGUUCUGAAAAUACAACUGGCGUCAUAGUACCUCAACCGUUUAAUUCAUCUGAUGAUCUUACUGAUCAAGGAUAUUCAACAUUGAAUAUACAUGAGGAUAAGACAAGUUCAGAUCAAGACUGGUCACCUGUUGUUGACCAAUCUACAAAUAUCAACAAUGAUUCAAUGUCAUGUGUUGUUUCGACCGAUGAUAAUCAUCCACUUCCAAUGGAACAACAUCAACGAAUUCAAGAAUCAUCUGUUAUUGGUAACGGUGACGACACUUUAUGUCAUCACAGUUCACAGUCAAAAGAACACAUAACUAGUUGCAGUUCAAAUACUAUCAGCCAAUCUAUGCCUUCUUCCAGUUUAAAUUGUCUUCAAACAUCAAGCUUGAGUAAUGUUGAACAAUCAGAUCCAACUAUAGUUAUUGGUAAUGAUGAUGAAAAUAAUGUAACACACGUAAGGGAAAACCCUUCAUCAAUAGUGGAGAAUCAUAUUAGUGCUCCUGACACUGUCAAGUCUGUCUCUGUCUCAGCUGACGUUAUUAAUGAUCACAACAAUAGUAGUAGCAGUAGUAAUGGUACCAAUCUCAGUGAUGAUGAUUCAUGCGCAGAUGAUGAUGAAGAUUCUGAAAAUGAACACAUUCAUUACGGAUAUAAUUUACUAUCAUCAGCGCUAUCAAAAAUCAAACGUCCAUUCCUUCAACAUUAUAAUACUACUACUACUACCACUCAUAAUCCGUCAUCGUAUCAUCGUACUCCUUAUUCACAUCAUAGUAGUAUAGAUGUGACUCGAGAUAGUAAACAUUUAUUAUUUUCAAAAUCAUCUAGACAAUCAUUUGAUGAUAAUUCUUCGUCAAUUAAUGUUAUGAGACAAUCAGCGCAUCAUCAAAAUAUUAUGACUAAUAGUCCGACUACCACUACUACCACUUCUGUUACUACUACUAAUGAUCAUUCAAAUUUGACAGCUACACUUGUGGAUAAUAAUAAUAAUAAUGUUGAUAGUGAUGAUGAUGUUGAAGACAACGACGAAGACAAUGAAGAUGCUAACGCACAGACCAAAGUUUCAGUUGUUCAUAAUGCAUUGAACUUUUUUAAUAGAUCUACAUCGGAUUUUAUCAAUCGUAUCAAUAUGAAUCGAUCUUUAUUAGAUUGGCGUUCUCUUAUUCCAAGUUUAUCCACAAAUCCAACUCCACAAUCAGGAAGACGUGCAACUACUUCAAAUUGUUUUACAGGUUCAAAUUUAACUAAUCAACAUGGAGGUUGUCAUGUUCAACCACAAAAUCAAUAUUAUCCUUUACCACCACAAUAUCAACCACAAAGUGAACGUAUUUCACGUGUUUCAUGGUCUAAACCAUCAUGUAUAGAAAUGAAGAAUACUGAUUCAACUUGUAAUCAAUCUUCUGAUAAUAUCCCAUAUACUAAUACACAUAAACUAUCCGACUCUGGAUAUCUUGUAAAUCCAAUGAAUAGUAAAUUGUUGGAUAUGAAUUAUCAUUAUUAUGACAAUUAUUAUAUCAAUAGUAAUGGUAAUUAUCAAUUAACUAGACAAUUUCCACAGGUUAAUAAUGCUUUAAAUAGUGUUUCGUCAAAUCAUUAUGAAUGUGAGUAUCAUUCUUCAGCUAAUCACGUUGAUGAUUCAAACUCGCUGAAUGAUAUGUGGAUCAAUGUCGCUGGUCCAUUACUGGUUGGCGAUGUUAAUCGGCGUAUAUCACCUGCCAAUACACGUACAAUACAUUUGCAACAGUGUUUAUACCAACAAUAUAUGUACAAUAGUACAUCACCAUUAUCGGUACCAGCUCCAUCAUUUUAUGUCAAUCAAAAUGAAUCAUCUCAUGUUAUCCCAACACUGAAUAAUACUUAUUAUGGAUUAACAACACCAAAGCAUGGUAAUUGUUCUUCAGAUAAUUCAACCACUUCAAUACCAGUUACAGUAGCGACAAUAACAACUCCAAAUACUGCUUCACAACAGCUGACUUCGAAUCCAGAUGAUCAUCAAACAACUUCAGUAGUUAGUGAUUCUUGUUUAUUUUCAAAAAUCACAACACCAACUGUUCAGUCACAAUCCCCGCUUCUUAGCCAUAGUGAUAACAGUAGUAAUAAAGAAUCAUCACCAUCUUUUUCCUCCACAUCGACAACAAUAUCAGAUGGUAGCCAACUUCCUAACGUUAAUGGAAACAAUAAUAAUAAUAUUAUUACUCAUUUGAAUGUAUUCAUCACAACUUGUUCCACAUGUCCAAAGUGUAAACAUUAUGUUUAUGAUGAAGAGAUAAUGGCUGGUUGGUCUACAGAUGAAAAUGACUAUAGAACAUUUUGUCCAUUUUGUAAAACUUACUUUAUACCACAAUUGUCAAUACGUAUAUUUGGUGAUACAUGUGGAGGUGUUGGAGGUGGUGUUUAUAAUCAGUCAGCAAAAUUACAACAACGUCAACAGUCAAGAGAACAACACUUACGUACAACUUUUUCUCAAUCGUCGAAUAAUCCGUCCAAUCUCCAGUGUGAUAGAAAUGAUUCAACUGAAUCAAUUCAAUCUAAAUCAUGCACCUCAGCACCAGUGCAAAGUACUUCUAUGGGUCUAAUGGAAAUGACCUUUUCUUAUUUAAGUCCAUUUGUCAUUAGAAAAUCUUUAGAAACUAUUAUUCAAAAUGAAGGUGGUGAAUGUUUACAUUGUCAAUCAAUUCAAUAUUCUUUAUUACAUCGUCAUACUCAAUUAACAUGGAAUUUAGUAUGGUUAAUGUAUCGUUUAGGUUUACCAACAUAUUUAUUAGAUUCAUUACCAAUAUGGAUAAUGAAUUAUCAAAUUGAACAACGUAUUAAAUUUAAAACAAAUCCAUCACAUACUCAACAUCAUCAUCGUCAUCAUCAUCAUUGUUCACAACAGUGUAAUUGUAAUAAUAAGCAAAUACAUAAUAACCAUUCAAUUAUAUUUACUGAUGCACUUUAUCAAGUUCAUUUAUCCCCCAAUUUACCUGUAUAUAUAUCAUUACGUUGGAAUGCAACACAUCCUGUACGAAGCGUUAUGAGAAAUUCAUUGUAUAAAUAUUGGUCCAAUUUUAGAAAUUCAGAUCAAAAUUCACCUUGGUCUUUGUUGAUUAAUGCUAUUAAAAAUGAUAAUAUGCGAUUUGCUGUAGAAUAUCUCGUACAAAUACGUGCACAUCUACAAUUUAAUUCUUCAUUACCAUUAACUAUUACACAAUCACGUACAACAUUUUCACCGCCACCACCAUUAUCAUCACCAUUAACAACAAUCGGAGCAACAACUUCACCAUCAUCAAUACAAACACAAACAUCAGAAUUAUCAUCUGAAAUAAAUAAAAACCAAUUGAAUUCAAACAAUACAAAUCAUGUUCAAUUACAAUCUACAGUAGAGAUAGACGAUUUUAAAAUGAGACGAAAUAAAUUAAAUCAACAAAUUCGAUGUGGUGAUAUUGAAUGUUAUGCAGCAUGUUUGGAAAAUUCACUUUAUCGUGAAUUAUUAUUUCUAAUUGUACAAGCAUUAUCUCGAACAUCGUUGGAUCUAAUGUCAUUCGACGAAAAAUAUGAUAUAGUUUAUCGAUCAUUCAGAAACUCUGGUUGUACAUUUCUAACUGAUUUUGACCAAUCACCAACCCUGUUAGCUUCAAUUUGUCGUCAAAUGCUACGCCCGUUAACAUUGAGACCAUAA